This is a messenger RNA of Rhipicephalus microplus (southern cattle tick), 3366 nucleotides long. RefSeq lists its product as uncharacterized. The record is from RefSeq and is a predicted model, not a curated record. Gene Ontology annotation, cellular component: SCF ubiquitin ligase complex. NCBI's taxonomy places the organism in Eukaryota, Metazoa, Arthropoda, Arachnida, Ixodida, Ixodidae. Gene Ontology annotation, biological process: SCF-dependent proteasomal ubiquitin-dependent protein catabolic process. Gene Ontology annotation, molecular function: protein binding.
UUCCCGCGAUGAGUUUCAUGGCGUGUUUACUGUGCGACACCCGUGUUGCCGUGUUUACCAAGCGGUGCGCGUGAGUAGUUUACGUGGUAUCAGCAUUUCAGAGUCCCGGUGUUCAAAGAACACGCUUCCGGAGCUCAGCGGUCUCCUGCCUUUGCAGCGGUAAUCGAGCCCUUCUCGCGAAUCCCCUCAUCGGGGAAGAGACGCUGCGUUGUUCUACCAGGCACGAACACAAAAGAAAGCCACGCGCGUGCCAUGGCGAGCGACCAAAACGCGUAGUCGUCGCCAGUCGGGAUUCGCUUCGCCCCCUCAGCGAGUGAUGACCCUGGCGCCCAAGGCUAAAGUUGAAGUGCUGGUCAGAGGAGUCACGGCGGCCGAAGAUGAUGCGCUCAUCAACAAGAAGCUUCCCAAGGAGUUGCUGCUUCGCAUCUUCUCCUACCUGGACGUUGUCUCGCUCUGCGCCUGUGCACAGGUGUCCAAGCUGUGGCACGAGCUCGCGCUGGACGGCAGCAACUGGCAGAAGAUCGACCUGUUCAACUUUCAGACGGACAUCGAGGGUCCCGUGGUGGAGAACAUCUCGCGCCGAUGCGGCGGUUUCCUCAAGAAGCUCAGCCUGCGCGGCUGUCAGAGCGUGGAGGACGCGUCCCUGAAGACUUUCGCGCAGAACUGCAACAACAUCGAGGACCUGAAUCUGAACGGCUGCAAGAAACUGACCGACAGCACCUGCCAGAGCCUGGGAAAGCACUGCAGCAAGCUCACCUUCCUCGACCUGGGCUCAUGCUGCCAGGUUACGGACCUGUCACUCAAGGCAAUCGGCCAAGGCUGUCCCUUGCUUGAGCAGAUCAACAUUUCCUGGUGCGACCAGGUGUCCAAGUAUGGUGUGGAAGCUCUCGCUGUUGGUUGCCCACGGCUGCGAAGCUUCGUCAGUAAGGGCUGCCCAAUGGUCACCGACGAGGCAGUCUCCAAGCUGGCCCAGCAUUGUGGAGGAUUGCAGACCCUCAACCUUCACGAGUGUACCAACAUCACUGACACUGCAGUGCAGGCUGUCAGCCAGCACUGUCCCAAGCUUCACUUCCUGUGUGUCUCCAACUGUGCACACCUGACCGAUGCCGCCCUCGUGUCUCUCAGCCAGGGAUGCCACGCGCUCUGCACGCUCGAGGUGGCUGGGUGCACGCAGUUGACGGACAGCGGCUUCCAGGCACUGUCCCGCUCCUGCCACUCACUUGAGAAAAUGGACCUCGAAGAGUGUGUGCUGAUAACGGACAACACAUUGAUGCAUCUGGCCAACGGUUGCCCCAAGCUACAGCAGCUGAGCCUCUCCCACUGUGAGCUCGUGACGGAUGAGGGGAUCCGGCACCUCGGUGCGGGCGCCGGCGCGGCGGAGCACUUGCUUGUUCUGGAGUUGGACAACUGCCCGUUGAUAACGGAUGCUUCGUUGGAGCACUUGGUCGCAUGCCAGAAUCUGCAGCGCAUAGAGCUGUACGACUGCCAGCUUAUCACCCGCGCUGGCAUCCGCAAGCUUCGCAGCCACCUGCUAGACCUGAAGGUGCACGCCUACUUUGCGCCCGUCACGCCUCCGCCCUCUGUCGGGGGUGGCAGGCCACGCUACUGCCGCUGCUGCGUUGUGCUCUAGUCAAGUGCAGGAGGCAUGGGGGCAAUGGGUGCUUUUAGUGAUUGCCUUUUGCUGCUGGUCAAGGUAGUGAGGAAAUCGUUAGAGCUAGACACGAAACACCAAUCAGCUACGUGCAAAUUGUGUCGACAGUCCUGUGUUUGUGGCUACAUUUAUGAUUACCUGUGAGCCUAUGGAUAGUUUUCUAAAAUGUGGUGAAAGAACUGGUGGCCAUGUGGAAGGAGGUUAUCUUUCAAGUCUGCACUUACGUGAAUGUUUGCACAUUGUGAACAGGUGUAAUUCAAGCUUUGCGUUAAAACUCUUCUUUCUGCCUUGACAAAACUUGAAGCACAUAUUAUCGAUGCCAGCGGCAGCCAUUUUGUUUAAAGUGUAGAUAUGAAGUUGACUGGCCACAAACCACUUGACCGUGGUCCCAUGAUACACGUGAUUAUGAUAGGCUUUCCUGUGUGUACAGACCCUCUUUCCAUUCCACAGUUUGCUAGACUGUAUUUUUGAAAGCACCGGCCAUUUGUUAGCGCAUUUCUCACUGCAAGUCGGUUGUAGGUACUACAGUCGUUGUGAUAGUGACAUUUGGUCAUGCCUACUUGUUGGUGGUAGCGCUUCAGCUGUGCAGCAAAUUGCUUAAUUGUUAUUAAACUUGCAUUUCUUGUUUUAACCGUAUGUUGAUUACUUAUCGAAUGUUUAGUAUUGAGAAAAUUGCAGGUAUAAUCAUAGGUGUGGAGACCUCGCAAGGUAAAACGUACUUGUUGGCCUAAGGAAUGUGGAUGGCUUGCUUGUGGUAUCAUGAAUGCUAUAUUUGUGCACUGCUUGUAACUUUAUCUAUUUAAUCAUAUUAGAGGAUUAACAAAGCACUGAACCUUUCUCCAUGUAUGUUAUUUAGUGUCCCAUUAGUUUUUAUGCUACCAGUCUGAGCCAUAGAUGUGGUAGAGCACAUCGUUGCCAGAUGGAGAGAAUAUAACUGGAAAGUAAAAGCUUGCAUCCCACUGUCAGUCCGCCCGGAGGCACUUUUUUUUUUAUCCUCCCCUCUCUUCAUCAUGUUUGGGAGUCUUUGUGAGUAUCUGCGAUACAGCAUCUGUUAUUGGGCAGCAAGCAUAUUUACCACUUUAGGCACAAUGGCAAUGAAAUGUCAUUGCAGGAAUUUUUUGAAGAUGUAGUGAAUGCCAGUCUGGUGUCACUAUUUAGUCAUGCAGGCAGGAACAUCACUGAAUCUGAAAUACAUGUUGUUAAAAUUUUUUUUAAAUACAAGCUUUUGAUUAUUCAUGAUGUUGUUUGCUCCUCAAUUUCUUAAACCCUGGAACUCGGAGGCAGCAUGAUUGUUUAUCUUAAACGUGGGGUACGUGCCAGUGAAUUCAUACAGUGUAGACGAGAAUCAUUUUCUUAUCCAUGUGUUGUCUCUCUAUAAAAUAACGAUUAUUUGUUAGUACCAAGCUACUCUCAAUGUCUUGCCUCAAUGUUAAGAGAUUGAAUGCACGUGUUAUGGUGUAUGCCUAAUGCAUCACAACACAAGGAAACAUUUCAGAAAGCAGGCUACAUUAUGCCUUGACGCUGCACUGUGCACAAAUUAAAGAAAUGCGACGAGCACAACCACUUGUGCUCCUCUGACUCCUUGUUGAGUGCCCGACCGACUUCCACAAAUAAAAAUGGCAACUGCUUGUUAUGAAAACGUGCUUAGGAUUGAAUGAUGUUAAUCCUAGCAUAGAGAUAACUACUAAAAAGGAUAAACGCACUUUUCAGUAUAA